Messenger RNA from Styela clava, 852 nucleotides. Lineage: Eukaryota; Metazoa; Chordata; Ascidiacea; Stolidobranchia; Styelidae. The record is from RefSeq and is a predicted model, not a curated record.
AUGGGUGGAAAGGCAACCUACCGAUCUGGAUGUUUGCUACCAUCAAACAUAGGAAAUUCGUUUCCUAAUGUUUCAGAAGAAACUGCAGCAGUUGGUGAAGUAAUUCCUUUCAUGUGUAAUACAGGGUAUGAACCUGAAUCAGAAGUCACCAUCCUUCAAUGUCGUGCCGGAGCUUUCAAUUCUGCUAGUGGAAAAUGGUCACCUGCCGAUCAUUUUCCAGAAUGCACAGCUGUAAAGUGCGGUUAUCCCCGUGACCCCCAAAACGGCCGAGUAUUGCAUAGAGACGGUAAUUGGGAAUAUGGAAAUCGAAUUACGUACAAUUGCAAUACUGGUUAUAAAUUAAUUGGGAGUGAUACAGCAAGCUGUGGAGCUGAUGCAACAUGGGGUGAUUUGCCGUUUUGCGAGAUCAAUCCUAACUGUGAUUUUGAAGAAUUUUCUGAGCCCACAUGUGGAUAUUCAAAUCCAUAUCCACGAUGGGAAAGAAGGUAUACCUCAUCACAAUAUGAUGGAAUCCCGGGUUACAUUAUUCGUGCUACUACAAGUGGAACAGGACUGAUAUCAGCUGAAAUACCUGAUGACUGGAGUUCUGGGAAGAUGUGCUUACAGUUUCAUUACAAGUUGUUAGGCAAAUCAAGCCUACUGACUAUAUCAUCAACAUCAACCCCGUUCACUGCAUUUUGGAGAAAUCACAUCAAUGAAGCGAGAAACACUUGGUUGGAUUCUCUGGUGAACAUUGAUUUAUCAACAUCUAUCCAAUACAAAUUUGAAGCGAAUCAACCAACAGUUGAAUUGGAUGAUGUUCAAUUGAACAUUGUAAGAGUUACACUUGUAAACAUGGCGGAUCCUGCGUGA